Molecule: messenger RNA, 957 nt
Organism: Candida dubliniensis CD36
Lineage: Eukaryota; Fungi; Ascomycota; Pichiomycetes; Serinales; Debaryomycetaceae
Exons: 1
Coding region: 1-957 (318 amino acids)
Source: RefSeq, a predicted model, not a curated record
AUGACAAGUAUUAAAUACACACUAAGGUUUUUAAUCUGGUUAAUCAUUUACGUUAUUCCCACUAUGUCCUUAUUUAACAACACCAAAUUUGAAAGCGGACAAGACCUGUCAUUUCUCCAACAUAUUACAGAGUUUGCUCAUUGGGAAAAGCAAAAUCUAUAUCAACGUCCAGUAGGUCCACCAAAACCACAGCUUAAAUCCAUCAAUUUAAAUAAGACUGAAUCCUUCAAUUCAUCAUUUACUUUGCCAAUUGUCAAACAAUUCUUUAAUAGUUCAAAAUUAGUUAAUACUUCUAUUUUUGAACAAACUUCAAGAUUUCGUGGAGACAAGAAAGCUCCUCAUUGGACUGUGAGUACAGGCUUGUUUGCUGAUAAACUGAAGGAAUGGAAUGAAGAAGAAGAAGAAUGUUUUAUGCCAAUCAAAGAGAUUCCCCAACGACGUCCAAAAAAGUACAAACCAAGAAAAAAAUAUGUACGUCCAGUACCGCCUCCACGGCCUCAAAAAUGGUCAAGACCGAAUUAUUGGAGUUUUACAAGUGAAGAGGAUAGUUUUUCCGAUUGGUGGUCAAGUGACUGUAGUGAAAGCGAUUGGUCGAGUGAUGAUGGAGGAAAAUUAUGGUUUUUGGGAAUGAAUGUUGCUCAAGAAAAGUCCGAGACAACACAAAUUUCAAUAAUUCCUUCCAGGAAAUUGGUUACUAGAGUAAAUGAACAAUUUUAUAACACAUACAGAAGUAAUUUUUCAAAUAAUGAUAUUAAGAAACGGAAUCUAGAUGAUAGCUAUGACGAGUAUUUUGGGUUUGAUAACGAGAUUCAAUCUCGUAUAACAAAUAACCUUCUGAAAAAGUACGUUGAAUCUAAUGUACUCAAUUCCAAAUCUACUCAAAAUAAAAUAUUAAGUAAGUGGAAAUUAAAAUUAUUGGUUUGUCUUUUUGCAUUACAUACUUUGUAUUAUUCUUAA